CCUGCCGUCAGCUGGAAAACGUCAAAGUCAGCCGAAACAAAAGUCAACUUUUGUUUUGUUUGACAAUAAAAAUAAAAUAUAAAAAGUGAGAAUGGUUUUCUUAUAAAAUAAUAAUUUAUAUAUAUUUUUUAUCAGGUUUUUCCACAGAGCUUUUGCUUUGAUAAUUAUGUGCAAUACUACAAUAUUAGAAGCCAUACAAUUCUGAGAUGGAUGGAAUUUAUUGUGCUCAGUUCAUCUUUUACAAUGAUUUUGACUCUGCAAAUUUGUUAAAGGUGGAAUUUGUCUCCUAUAGUGAAUCAGCUGUUGUAAAAGAAACUUCAAGUUCAUCAACUAACAAACAUAUUGUAGCCGUUGACAUUCCAGAUGCUGAAUUUAAUAUAUGGACAAAACCAGAUUGUUAUGGAACAGAAUUUGAAAAUGGCAAUAGAACUUGGUUUUAUUUUGGAGUUAAAGCUCCCAAAUCUGGUUUACUGGUCAAAUUCAACAUAAUCGAUUUAAAUAAACAAGGAAAAAUGUAUAGUCAAGGAAUGGCACCAGUAUGUCGAGUUAUUCCUGGAAGAUAUAAAUGGGAACGGAUCCAUGACAAACCUGUUUAUGGUACGGUCGACGAAGUUUUUACCCUUUCUUUUAAAUGCCGUUCACCAGAAAAUACUGAAAGUAUAACAUACUUUGCCUUUACAUAUCCGUUUUCAUAUACUGAGCUCCAGAAGAUGCUAGGCACUAUUGACACAAAAUGGCUUUCAAUUCAACCAAUUACUGAGGAUGACAUUUACUAUGUAAGAGAAACAGCCUGUGUUUCAUUGGAAGGAAGAAAUAUAGAUCUAAUUACCAUAUCAUCAUAUCAUGGUAUAACAAUGCAAAGAGAGGACAGAUUAAAAAACCUAUUUCUUGAUAAAGAUGUGUCGAGGCCACAUAAGUUUUCAGGAAAAAAGGUGAUAUUUAUAUCAGCCAGAGUUCAUCCAGGAGAGACGCCAUCAUCGUUUGUGUUCAAUGGAAUUCUUAACUUUUUGCUUUCAAGGGACGAUCUUCAGGCGCAGAUAUUAAGAAAAACCUACGUGUUUAAACUUAUACCAUUUUUAAACCCCGAUGGUGUAGCCAAUGGUCAUUAUAGGACUGAUACCAGAGGUGUCAAUUUAAAUCGAGUGUAUCUCGAUCCGAAUUUUAAAGAACAUCCCUCAAUAUAUGCUGCUAGAGCUUUAAUAAGAUAUUAUCAUUUUGGCGUGGAGAAGGAAGACAAGGUACCAAAAUGCGAAGCCUGUUUAAGAGAUCCGGAAGCUUGCCAUAAGUUACACGCGAACGACUCCGAGAAUAUCAAUAAGAUGUCACACAUGUCACUAAAUGAGGAGGAAUCUGGAAAUCAAGUGGGUAGCGUGCCAUGGUGCACGAAAUGGCACAAUUUUUGUCGGCAAUGCGGUUGCAAAUUAAACCAUACCGAGAGCAAGGAAGAGGUGAAAUUCGAAACACUGACGGUCGGUAAUCAUGGCGAUGCGAAUUCUAAUGAAUCCGGACUGUAUUUGUACCUUGAUUUGCACGGACACGCGUCGAAAAAGGGUAUUUUUAUGUACGGAAACCAUUUUGAUGAUUUGGAACGUCGGGUCGAGUGCAUGCUGUUUCCAAAACUAAUGGGGUUGAAUAAUCAUCAUUUUCAUUUUCAAGGCUGUAAUUUUACAGAAAGAAAUAUGUAUCUCAGGGAUAAACGUGAUGGAAUGAGCAGGGCAGGUUCAGGACGUGUUGCUGUUCUGUCACUUACUGGUAUAAUAAAAAGUUAUACACUAGAAUGCAAUUACAAUACCGGAAGACUCGUCAAUGUGCUUCCGCCCACAGUAAAAGAAAGUUCCGGAAAAGUUCAUACAUUACCUGUACCUCCUAAGUAUACACCGCAAAUUUUUGAGGAGGUGGGUCGUUCGUUAGGGGCGUCUAUUUUAGACCUCAGUGGCCAAAACCCGUUCUCCCGACUGCCAAAUUCAGAGUUUCACAAUUUAAACGGACUCAGGGACUGGCUUCGCAAUAGUUGCUGCACCAAUAAUUUUGGUGAGUCCAGACCGAAAAUGAGUAAGAUGAGACCGCCUGUCGGUGCCCAAAAUCAGGGUAAGAACAGAACCGUCGCUAUCCAGAGAGUACGACCAGCGGUGAAGAAGACAGUGAGGCAGUUAAAGGCCAGGGGUCCGGUUCCGAUCGAUCGCAAGGAAAAUCUCGUGUGUCACACCAGUAUAAAUCACUCGAGCAGCUCAAAAUCUUCCAUAAAACUCAACAGAUCAUUCAAAUCUAAAAGCCGCAAGGAGUUAUCUUUGAAGAAUAAAAACACAUCUGCCGAAAGGUUAAGUAAGGCAACCAACUCUAGAAACAAAAAGAUGCCAAUUUCACUCAACUCUCAAAAGUUAAAACUCAAUCUAACACCCGCGGACCAGAAAGCGAAAGUAGAAGAAGAAGAACUACGACUAAGAGAAAUCUGCUUCAUAAAAAGUACGGAAGGCAAAACUAUGAUAGCUAAAUACAAAAACAAAGAGGGCGAGGAGUUCGAUGACAGUUUGGUGGUAUCGUGGGAUGCUCCGACCUCGAAGGCCACCGUGUUCACCCACAAAUCCAAGUUACCUCCACCUGUUUUUUUGCCGAAAUCUCCGUCGGAACCGGGCCCAAGUAAGCAGGGCGUUUUUCGAAUUCAUAAUUUUUCGAAAAGUGCCUCGUUAAAGACCAGGUUAAAAAAACAAGGACUGAGAAGGCUAGUUAGCGCAUCCGAACUCGGCAAAAUCGAUAAAAAGAAGAAGAAAAAACUACGUAUAAAAUAAUGUUGUUAUAUCAGUAAAUAUAUUAUUUAUACUGUA
Messenger RNA from Anthonomus grandis grandis, 2822 nucleotides. Its product is annotated as cytosolic carboxypeptidase-like protein 5. The transcript has 11 exons. NCBI's taxonomy places the organism in Eukaryota, Metazoa, Arthropoda, Insecta, Coleoptera, Curculionidae. Gene Ontology annotation, molecular function: metallocarboxypeptidase activity; zinc ion binding. Gene Ontology annotation, biological process: protein deglutamylation; proteolysis. The coding region runs from base 207 to 2786 and encodes 859 amino acids. The record is from RefSeq and is a predicted model, not a curated record.